GUGUGUGGGGCCCUCGAAUCGGUGGCGGUGUUUAUAAGGGGGCCCGCGGAGGAGUCGGGAGACGUCCUUCUAACGACUGAUCCUCAUUUUUCUUUCGUGCGAAGGAAGGAGGGAGCGAAACGGAGAGAGAGAGGAGAGGGAUGGUGCUGUUGACCCGUAAGCUAGUGCAGAGGCUGGCCCUCUUAGUGACUUUUGGUGGCUUGGUCACCACCUUCGUCACCACGUUCCUGCCCUUGUGGAAGACCCUGAAUACGGACCUGAACGAGAUGGAGAACUGGUACGAGGGCUUGUGGCACAGCUGCAUCUUCACGGAGGAGGUGGGGCUGCAAUGCAAGGCCUUCGAUUCGCUGCUGGCCCUUCCCGCAGAUGUACUGGCGUCUCGGGUGCUCAUGCUAGCAUCCAUAGUGACGGGUGCGCUGGCGGUCGCCGUGGCCUUCUUCGGGCUGGACGGCGUCGAGCUGGGACCCGGGCACCGGCGCCUCAAGCGGGGGCUCCUGGUCCUGGGUGGCGUGCUGUCCUGGGUGUCGGGCAUCACCACCCUGCUGCCCAUCUCCCUGGUGGCUUAUGUGACGGUGGUUGAGUUCUGGGAUGAGAGCCUGCCUGACGUCGUGCCCCGCUGGGAGUUCGGCGAGGCGCUGUUCUCCGGCUGGUUUUCUGGAUUGUUCCUCAUCAUAGGAGGCUCCUUUUUCUUCGUUUCUUUAUGCAUGGACGACUGCUCUGAGCCCCUGAGCCCCCCCAGCACCCAGGAAAUGCCGAGGAUUCAGCACUACCGAAAGACAGAAAUCCUAUAGCUUUCUUUCAUAGCUGGAAAUACUUUAAAUUCAAAAUUUCAAAUGGCCAAACAUCAUAGUACUUCAUUUAAAGUCAGAAGGUCUAGAGUGGUGUUAAUGUUUGAGAUAUUUCCAGUGAUUUAAAGCCAAAGACCAAAGUAUUUCUGUUUAGUGAAAUGGGGGGGGGGGAGACCCUGUAAUCCCGGAGACCAUGUUCUUUGUGUGUCAUUUCAUGUUCGAGUUCUUUGCAUCUUUUACCCCCCAGUUCCAUUCUGCAUGCAAAUCUAUCAACUGAACUGAGCAAACAGCUCACUUUAUGGUCUAGGUUUUUAUUUCAAAAAUAAAAGAAUAAGCAUUUGAGAAUGCAGAUGAGGCUUCUGUUAUACCAAUGUGAUAUCUAUUUCAUUUGCACUUCUCGGUUUCCAUGUAUCACAUAAAAUGGAAUAAUCCUGCAGGCAGCAAGGAUUCGUAUGGAGAUCUAUUAACAAUGAGCUGAUUCUCUGUCUGGCUGGUUAAUCUGAUGCUUACUGGAUGGUCUUUUUGGGCGCUGACUGCAUUCACGGUGAGACCCAAAAUUGUUCCUGUCUGCAUGCCAUCAUCUUCUUUGUUCAUGACUUAAAGCAGCAGAAAUUAUUCACCUGUUAUCUACUUCCAUGACUCAUGUAAUUUAAUAUCUGUCAUAUCAACUUUCAAAGAAAGAAUAUUAUUAUUAUUAUGAAUAAUUUUUUUAAAUUCCUCUUUUGGACUGACAUGUUUGCUGAUCUGGGGAACCUGAAGAUUUAGGUAAAAACGUACAUUUAAAUGGACAAGGGACUGCAUUAUAUUACCACAGGUCAUCAAUUGAACAACAAAAGAUCUAAACAAAACUUCUAGAAAAUGGUGGUUAAUAGUAUCAAUUUAAUUAGAUUUUAAUGUUGAAUUCCUGCUUGAUAGUUAAUGCCAAGAGAAUGAAAUUGCAAAAAAAUAUUGCGUUGCAUGCAGUUCCAUUAUGUUAUUCGGCCCCAUGAUUUUGUUUUGACAUGAUCUGAGUCCUGUGGUCCAGCAUAUUUAAAUGAAGAAAGCAAGUUACACUGAUUAUAACCCUAUAGUUGAGCAGCUAACGUAGACACACUAUGAGGUUUGAUUUUAUCAGGAACAGAGAAUUUAGUCAGGGUGGUGCUGGCCAGUUGUGUGUGUGUGUGUGUGUGUGUGUAUGUGUAUGUGUGUGUGUGUGUGUGUGUGGAUCGCUGGAGAACUUACCUGGUUCAGAAAUCCUAGGUCCCUAAUGUGCUUUUUGGCACACCAAUACUAAGUCUAAUGAGAGGCAGAAAAGAGAAAAGAGGCAAAUAGCAAGUAAAGACCAGGACCCGAAGGGAGGACUCCAUGGCUGGACUUCAAGAUGAUGUGAUAGUCCUGUCCUGUCCUCCUUCCAUCUGCUGGAAUUCAUUUCCUGGCAACUGAAAGGCCUCUAUUUUGACUCUUAAGGUUUUGAUUUUCCUAGAACACCUCACCACAAAUCAGAAUAAAGGACAAAUGUCACCCUAUUAAUCUGGUCAAUGUCUUGCUAAAUAUGAACAUUAAUGUCUGUGGCUUUCAUGUCUAAACUUACAGUUUAGAAUUUUUAAUUGAGUGCAUCUUAAUUGUAGGUGACAACAGUGAUUUAACAAAGGCCUACUACACUCUGGUUUUGGAUUUCCAAGCAAUACUUGCAUUUAUCCAUUAUUUAAACUAAAGUUGUGACUUCUUAU
Messenger RNA from Brienomyrus brachyistius, 2497 nucleotides. RefSeq names its product claudin 26 (gene cldn26). NCBI's taxonomy places the organism in Eukaryota, Metazoa, Chordata, Actinopteri, Osteoglossiformes, Mormyridae. Gene Ontology annotation, biological process: cell adhesion; bicellular tight junction assembly. Gene Ontology annotation, cellular component: bicellular tight junction; plasma membrane. Gene Ontology annotation, molecular function: structural molecule activity. The record is from RefSeq and is a predicted model, not a curated record. The transcript has a single exon. Bases 141 to 791 code for a protein of 216 amino acids.